This is a messenger RNA of Aphidius gifuensis, 4716 nucleotides long. RefSeq names its product beclin-1-like protein A. The transcript is spliced from 8 exons. The record is from RefSeq and is a predicted model, not a curated record. Lineage: Eukaryota; Metazoa; Arthropoda; Insecta; Hymenoptera; Braconidae. Bases 632 to 2866 code for a protein of 744 amino acids.
AAAAAAAAAAAAAAAAAGUUAGAGAGUAGGAGAGAAGUUGAGGGCGCCAUACAGACGACACACCAGUUGGCAGUCACCCCUAAAUGUUCUCUGGGGGUGGAUGAGACAGUUCCACCCCUCUUUAAUUUCUUGUUCAGUCUACGCGUCCUUUUAUUAUAUCUCUUGGUUUAUAAAUUAUAUAUCCUUUCAUCAAUGCAAAUCUUAUUUUUCAUAAGUAUUUUUUUUUUGUAUUUUAAAUAAAUAUAAAUAAUUGUGUAAUUCAUCAGUGUUUAUCUCGAGUAAAAGUGCAUAAAUAGAUAAUUAAAUUUUUCGUUGUAAAUAAAUUAGAUAAAUAUUUAUAAUAGUGAAAUAUAAUGUUUAUAUAUUUUAUUAAUAAUAUUAAUAAUAUGAUGUAUUUUUUGUGCAAUAAUUAUUAUAUUCAUGCGCGUGAUGAUAUUUCCUUGGCCUGUUAUUUUCAAUGCUGAUGAAAAAAAAAAAUAUAAAAAAUUAAUAUGUCCCUGCAGGUUUAAGCCUUCUAAUUAAAUACCAUCAUUAAUGUUGAUUAAUUAUUGUCUUUUAUCAUAUUAUUAAAAUUCAACUUUUUUUAAAAAGUAUAAUUAGUUUGUAUAGUUAAUUUUUUUAAUAUAACAAAAUGAAUCGAGAUAGUGAAGAACAGCGACCAAUACCACAAACACUUUGUGGUGCAUUACAAAAAGAAGCAAAUUGCAAAUGUUUGGUACUUUCAGUUUUAAUUUACGGAUGUCUUGCUGCUGUAACAUGGUGCAGAUGUGCCUAUGUACCAAAGGUUUUUAUAAAUUAUUCAAAGUUCCCGCUGAGGACAACGAGGCACGUGUCACCAUGCGAUGACGGUUACAUCUAUAUACCAGUUGCAUUUAUGGGAAUGCUUUAUUUAGUUUAUCUUGUUGAAUGUUAUCACUCACCAAUUAGAUUAGAUUUACAUAAUGGUGAAAGUCAAGAAAGUGUAUUAACAAAAUUAACACAAUUACGUCUUGUACAACCGACAAUUUGGUGGAAAGCAGUAUCAUAUCAUUAUGUACGUAGAAAACGUCAAGUAACACGUUAUAGAAAUGGUGACAAUUACACAACAACACAGGUGUAUUAUGAAAGAGUCAAUACCCAUGCAGCAACAUCACUUUAUUUUUAUGAUUAUUGUGGUGUCAAGGACAUAAGCAAGAACCUGACAAUGGAUUCAAAUUUACCAAUAACUAAAAUAACACUUAGCAAAGGUUUUGCAUUUUCAAACAUGCGAUCUGCCACUGAAUUUGAAGAAGCAAGGUCAAGAUUUUUUGCUGAACAGGAACUACGAGAUGAUUAUAUGGAAAUGAGGGAGGGUCUUGACCUUGGUUAUAAUUUUAAUUCAUCGACCAGUCUUGUUGCUGUACUUGGUAAACCAUGGUUUACAAAUUCAUAUGUCUAUUGGUUAUUGAGUGCAUUAUUACUAAGUUGGCCAUUGAGAAUAAUUAUUGAAUGUAAUACACAAUAUGCUGAUUAUCAAAUAACAAAAUUAUUUGGUGUUAAUUAUGAUACACCAACAAGUGGUGAUCCAAUUCAUGCAUCAUGUGGUGAAUUAAGUGCACCUGGAUCAUAUAUGCUUGCACCAAGUUACAGUGAGGCAUUACUUAUGGAACCAGCUGGUGGUAAUACAGCAAUUAAUCAAUUGAAUAAUAAUAAUAAUAACAAUGAAAUGAUUGUACCAAGUUAUUCAGAAGCAUUAUUAUAUGAACAUGCAAAUGGUCAUCAAAAUAAUUUACAAAAUAUUGCUUGUACUGUUGGUCGUAGUAUAACAAAUGAAAGUAUAUUUGCUGUUGUUGAAGCACAAUCAUCAAAUUGUGAUUGUCCAUGUCAUAAUAAACAUAAUAAUAAUAAUAAUGAUGAUGAUAAUGAUAAUGAUCAUUGUAUUAGUUCAAGAACAAUUGUUGAACAAUCACCUGAUGCAAUUAGUAGUUUAUGUAAUGUAUGCAGUAGUUCUUCCAAUUUAACAAAUGAUUAUAAUCAUCAACAACAUCAUCAUCGUGGUGGUAAUUCAAUUUUAUUAGCAAGAGAUAUAUCUGAGCCAAAUUUAAAAACAAAUUCAGCUGAUUUAAUGCGUGGUAUGAGUCUUCAAUUUUUAAGAAAAAAUGGUAGAAGUUUAGAGAAUAUUAUGGAGAAUGAUGAGACAACUGUAAAUGUUUGUGAUGAAAUUUUUGGUGAACGACAAAUGGGAGCAAUUCCAAAAAAUAAUUAUGCAUCAAGACCAAAUAGUUUAAUUAAUUCAAUUGGUGGUAUGUCAAGAAAAAAAAUACCACAAUCAAAAACAUAUUUGUGUCUCAAAGCAAUUCUCAAACAAAAUAAAAGGAGAUAUACUCUUGUUACAACUGAUGAAUUAAAAAAUUAUGUUGCCAAUGAUAAUGAUGAUUCUAUAAUUCACUUGAGGGACAAUUCAUCCAAACAAAAACAAAGGGAAACUUUAAAUAGAACACUUAUAUUUGCAAGUCCAAUCCAAGAAAUUUGCCGACCUAAUGAUGCUUUUGUUGAAACAAAAGUUACAAAUAAUCUUCCAAAUGACGAAGAAGAAGAAGAAGCUGAACCAACAACAUCAUCAACAAACAAACAUAGAAUAAAAUAUGAUAGAAAUCAACAACAAACACACAAUGUUGAGCCUGAGUAUUUACAAACAUUUAUAACAAAUAAAGGCACACAACAAAAUGAAACACGAUGUUUAAUAACAACAAAUGUUCCAUGUGGUGGUUUGACAAGAUCACAAACAGAAAGAAGACCAAAACCACCGACAAAAAUUGAUAAAACUCAACGACAUAGUUUUACAGAUGAAAGAACACAAUUUGGUCAUGCAAAACGUAUGAAUUUCAAUAUGGAAACGUCUUUGUAAAACACAGAAAAACUAAAUGAAAUUUUAAUAUUUAAUUUACUGCUUCUUCAAGAUAAAAUUCUUCCCGAAAUAUAAAAAAAUAAUAAUAAACAAAAUAUGCCUUUAAAAUCAAAUGACGCACGAACUGUUGUUUUUAAAUUACAAUUUUACAAAAAAAAAAAAAUUAUAAUUUGCAACAGUAUAAAAAAUAUAAAAUUGUCUGAAUAAUUUACUUUUGUAAAUUGACAAUUUUCUCAAAAAGAGAAAAAUAAAAUUAGCUCAAGUAUUAAAUUUAUAAACGUAUUAAUAAAAAAAAAAAAAAAAAAAAUGAAAGUUACAGUCAUAUUUAUAUUUCCAAUAAAAAAAAUAAAAUAAAAAAAAUUAGUCCAAGUUGCCAGUGGGUACAAGAUGAUAAUAUUAUACAAAUAUAUAUUUAUUGUACUUUUACUUUUAAAAUGCUUAUAAGUGUAUUUUCGAAAUUAAAAAAAAAUAUUUAAAUAAUAUAAUAUGUAUUGUGAAUGAUAAGCACUCGAAAAAUGUAUAAUUAAGACGCAAAAAAAUAAUAAUAAUAUUUGUAUUCCUACUGUCAAUUUAAGCAGCUUAUGACAUAAUGCAAUUGUUGUAAUUUUUUCAUAAAAUAGGAGCUCUUAAAUAUGUGAUAUGCUGAAUUAAUAUUUCAUUUAAAUAUUAAUUAUUAUUAUUAAUGAUUAAUAAUGCGACUGGUAAUAUGUUCAACCACUUUGAAGUUGUUGAAACAAUAUAAUAGAAUUUAAAAAAAAAAAAAACAAAUUUGCGCUUGAACAAUGAAGUCUUUCCAAACUGCCAGAUAGUUUUUUAAUAUUUAUAAUAUUUAUGUUUACAUAGGCAUCAGGGAAAUAACAAAUUUGAAAAAUUAAUUAAACAGCAAAUUUUUUUUUUUAUAAAAUUACUUUAAGGAUUUAAGGGCAAUCCUAAAAAUUACUAUUAUUAUUUUUCCAUUGCACUUAUUUGCCGAUAGAAAUUUUUUAAUUGAUAGCAUUCAUCUUAGCAAUUAACAUGGUCUACGUGUGGACAAUCCAUUUAAUAAUAAUAAUUCUAAAGCCAAGCGAUAGAAUUUAUAUACAAAAAAAAAAAAUUUAGAAAACGGAAUAAUAAUCGACGAAAUAAAUUAUUAAUCAUCACAUAAACUUAUGCCGUCUUCAUAAAGUGCUCUUGUAACGAAAAAAAAAAAAAAAAGACAAAAGUCGAGUGUAUUGAUUAAAAAUGCUUCGGUGAUAAUUUAAUUAAUAAUAAAAAAUUAUAAAUUAAGCUGAGAUAAUAGUUAAUUAAUAAAAUGGACAGUGAUGAAGGUAUUCAAUGCCGAGGGCCAAAAAUUAACAGAUUUAAAUAAUUUAAACUCAUUUAUAUAUUAUAUAUAUAUACUUAUGUAUUAAUUAAUUAAUUAAUUAUCAACAUUACUGGGCAUUACUGCAGUAUGAAAUAAUGAUUACAAUAAAUGUCAUUCAUUAGCAAAGCAACAUGAUCUUUUUCAUUUUUUUUUUCAAUGAAAAAUUAAUAAGAUAAUUUUGAUUUGAAAGAAAAAAAAAGAAAUUGUUUAAAUAUUGUUUAAUUAUAAAUGUUUUCGUUUAAGUUACGUAAAUUUUAUUAUUAGAAAACUUUUUCGUUUUGUUUAAUUUGACAUUUAAGUUUUUUUUUUUUUUUUUUUUUCAUCAAUUUUUUUGACACUUAAAGAACAUUGAUUGACACUUUAUUACAAAUAUGGUUUUUUUUUUCUCUGUCGUUUAAAAAAUAUUUUUGACAUUAAAAUAAACACAUAGCAAAUAAUUAUUAUGUUAAUAAAAUAUGAGACAUUGUUUAAAUUUGUACUCUGUACGAUGCCUGUUAAUGAUAAA